This is a messenger RNA of Aspergillus nidulans FGSC A4, 1336 nucleotides long. RefSeq names its product zinc-dependent alcohol dehydrogenase family protein. Bases 38 to 1081 code for a protein of 347 amino acids. The transcript is spliced from 4 exons. The record is from RefSeq and is a predicted model, not a curated record. Lineage: Eukaryota; Fungi; Ascomycota; Eurotiomycetes; Eurotiales; Aspergillaceae. Gene Ontology annotation, molecular function: oxidoreductase activity.
GAACGAGAAAGCGAACGAGACACAAUUGAAGGUCACAAUGGCACCCACUACCCAAAAGCAAUGGUCCGUCAAGGGCAAGGAAAACCGCUUCGACGAGCUCAAGUUCGAGGAAGGCGAAAUCCCCGCUGUUGGAGAUAAUGACGUCCUCGUCAAGCUGCACGGCGCCUCGCUCAAUUACCGUGAUCUAGUUAUCCCCCAAGGAAAGUAUCCCUUUGCCCUCAAUUUCCCCGUUAUUCCCGGUUCCGAUGGUGCCGGCGAAGUCAUCGAGGUCGGAUCCAAGGUCACCCAGUUCAAGAAAGGCGAUAAAGUGGUCACACUCUUCAAUCAGCAGCACCAGUACGGCCCCAUCGAUCCCGCGGGAGCUGCCUCCGGUCUCGGCGGUGCCGUUGACGGCACCCUGCGCCAGUACGGUGUCUUCAACGAGAACGGCGUCGUCCGCGCCCCGCGAAACCUGAACUACCUUGAAGCGGCAACCUUGACUUGUGCGGCUCUUACAAGCUGGAAUGCUCUGUACGGACUGAAGCCGCUGCUGCCCGGUCAGACUGUCCUUGUGCAGGGCACCGGCGGUGUUAGUGUUUUUGCGCUGCAGUUCGCCAAAGCAGCCGGCGCAACAGUGAUUGCGACGACUUCAUCUGACGAGAAGGCUAAGCGGCUGAAGGAACUCGGCGCUGACCACGUCCUCAACUAUAAGACCCAGCCUAACUGGGGCGAGAUCGCGCGCUCCCUGACACGCGACAAUGUUGGUGUCGACCACAUUGUCGAGGUUGGAGGCUCGGGCACACUCGAGCAGAGCUUCAAGGCCAUUAAACUGGAGGGUGUGAUCAGCAUCAUCGGCUUCGUUGGUGGAUUGGACCCCAAGAAGAUCCCCCACGUCCUUGAAACGCUGACCCAUAUUUGCACCGUCCGUGGCGUGUACGUCGGCAGCAAGGCGCUUAUGAACGACAUGGUCAGUGCCAUUGAGGCAAACAACAUCCAUCCUGUUGUGGACCAGAAGGUUUUUACGCUUGAGCAGACGAAGGAGGCUUAUGAAUACAUGUGGGGACAGAACCACUUCGGUAAGUUGGCUAUCAAGAUCGAGUAAAUCGCCAGUGACCUGCGGCAGCGGUCCAUAGGGUCCAUAGAAGGAUAGACGUCACUACAUUCUUCUUGCGGUUACUUGGCCUAUUGUCCUGGCGAUUUGUGGGUAUGAAUGAAUGUAACGCAGUGAUAUAGUGGAGCCCAUCAAGGGCAUCCCAGUGAAAAUAUAUUCCUAAUUUUAGUGCAUAACCAGGUCCUUGCCCAGUAAUGGGCCGUUAGUGUGGCAAAGUUAUGUCAUUAAUGUGGACAACUUUGUCGC